AGGUGGGGGGAGGGAGGGGGGGGACUCGACUCGGCCAGAUAAACCCCAAGAAAACCCCCCCUCCCAUGGCGGCGACGGGCGCCGGAGCCGGAGGGGGAAGGGGGCCGGGGCCGCGGGACAUGAGGCUGACGAUGCAGGAGGCGGCCAAGAAGCUGUCCCUGUGGCACUCCGCCACGUUCCGCCCAAUCCUCACCCACGACGAGCUCGAGCCCAUCCUCUCCGCGGCCGGGUUCGCCGCGCUGCCGCCGGCGCCGCGGCCCCCGCCCGAGCACCACCACCACCACCAGCACGCCGGCGCCGGCGCGGCCGCGACGCCGUUGCCGUGGCGCGAGUACGCGUUCGUCGGCGUGGCCGCCGCGGGGCGCCGCAAUGCCGCCGCCGCCGCCGGGUGGCUCGGCCCGCGGCCGCGCCUGCCGUACCCGCGCGUCGACGCGCUGCACCUCCGCACGUACCAGGCCUUCCUCGGCGCCGUCGAGUUCUACCUCGGCGCCCUCCCCGUCGCCGCCCUCUUCCACGUCAGGUGCAUGCCGGUGACGACGGCGCAGGACAGGGUGUUCGACAAGGUGUUCCGGGUGAUGCGCAACUUCGGCGUCGAGGACGACGGCCUCAUCGUCUACCGCGACGGCACCCUCGACGACGCCACCUUCGCCGUCUGCAGCGAGCACAGCCCCGUCCAGGACGUCGGCUACCACGUCAUCCCGGGGAACACCUGCAGCGAGCUCGGCUACCUCAAGCCCGGCAGGAUCGCCGGCAACUGCGACGAGGAGAACUGCGGGAGAUCAGGCGCCGCCAGGAAGCCGAGCUUGCCCAACCCUGCAGGCAGAAAGACGACGCCACUCAAGCUAGAACAGUAGCUGCAGCUGCUGCAUGCCCUGGUUGAUGAAGAGAUCACAAUCCAGAAAGGUUUUCAGCUAGCGACAUGGUUGAUCAGUGAGACUGAUCAGGUGAUAGUGUGGUGGUCGGCUAACUGUUUUGUACUGAGCAGUUGAUUUAUUCGUUAUUCUCUAAGAGUUUUGUACACAAUCUGUUGCAUGUGAUGGAUGCAUGGGCAGUAAGUUUUGUAGCUGGAUUUUGGGAUUAAUAAUGCCAUAAAU
This is a messenger RNA of Oryza brachyantha (malo sina), 1094 nucleotides long. RefSeq lists its product as uncharacterized. The coding region runs from base 66 to 854 and encodes 262 amino acids. The transcript has 2 exons. Lineage: Eukaryota; Viridiplantae; Streptophyta; Magnoliopsida; Poales; Poaceae. The record is from RefSeq and is a predicted model, not a curated record.